AUGGUUAUAGACACGAUGGUGAUGCAGAAGAUACGCAAGCAUGGAUUUGUGGGGGACAUGUGGCCUCAUAUCCAGAUAAUGAAGCUCUCGGGCUUCUGGAUGUUUGAGUACUAUGAGGAGAAUGGUGGGGCCAUACACCUGAUGCGUAUGCUCUAUGCCGCGAUCACCACUAUUCUCAUGGUCAUGCAGUUUGGCUUCAUCCUAUUGUUUCUCAUUUUCGACACCUACAACGGCGACCAGAUAGCUUCAGCUACCAUCAGUUUCCUCUUCUUCGCACACAGCAUCACCAAGUACUUUUACUUUGCGUUUCGCAGCAAGGCCUUCUACAGAGUGUUAGGGUCAUGGAAUCACAUCAACUCACACCCUCUGUUCGUGGAGUCGAAUGCUCGCCAUCGCACUCGGACCAUGCAGCGAGUCAGGCGGCUCUUGCUCAUCAUAGGUAUUGGCACUCUCAUGUCCGUCAUGGCUUGGACCUUCAGUACCUUCAUCGGACCCUCUACUCGCCAGAUCCCAGACCCGGACGACGGUAACCGCACUAUCUCCAUGGAAGUGCCUAGACUCAUGCUGGGCACCCAUCUCUUCUGGGACGCAUCGACUGGAGCCAACUACGUGUUUACUUUUACUUACCAGUUGUACUUCUUGAUGUUCGCCCUCACCCAUGCUAACCUGAUGGACGUGGUGUUCUGCUGUUUCGUCAUCUUUGCAUGUGAGCAACUCAAGCACCUGAAGGAGAUCCUAAGACCUCUGAUGGAGCUCAGUGCCGCUCUGGAUGUUCCCGUGGAUAACCCAGAGAGACUCUUCCGCCGAGACAACAGCAACGCUGAUCUUCCUCUAUUGGGAGCUGAUGAAAACAAAUUGAACAACCGUUACAACAACAACGAGUUCAACAAUCCUUUCCAGGCCCUUCAGCUGCGGCCCGGGGGCGUGGGGCCCAACGGACUCACCAAGAAGCAGGAAAUGUUGGUCCGUUCAGCCAUCAAGUAUUGGGUGGAGAGACACAAGCACGUUGUCAAGCACGUCGCCAACACAGGGGAUGCCUACGGAUCAGCUCUGCUGCUUCACAUGCUUACCAGUACAGUCACGUUGACUCUACUUGCCUACCAAGCUACAAAGAUUGACCGGGUGGAUACGUUCUCUAUCACAGUGAUUGGCUACCUGUUCUAUUCUUUGGCUCAGGUGUUCGUUUUCUGCAUUCACGGGAACGAGCUUAUUGAAGAGAGCGCAUCCGUGAUGGAAGCUGCCUACAGUUGCCACUGGUACGAUGGAUCCGAGGAGGCGAAGACUUUCGUGCAGAUUGUUUGUCAACAGUGUCAAAAAUCAUUGACUGUAUCUGGAGCUAAGUUUUUCACAGUCUCUCUGGAUUUGUUUGCCUCGGUUCUCGGAGCUGUGGUUACUUACUUCAUGGUUUUGAUCCAGCUCAAGUAAAGAAGUUCUGCAGCUCUUACAAGAGGAAGAGAUCAAUAUUGUUGGAUCAAACACUCAAGAAAUUCUCAUCGGCCGAUGGUCUUGUUGAUUUAAGAUCGUUUCUUGUACUUUACAUUCUAGUUUGAAAAGAAAUAUUUAGAUUUAUUUCACAUUCAUUUAAAACUGUAUAUUGUUCUCGGUGUUAGUUUGGUUUCGACUACCCAAAUUCAUAGUAUAACUUUUUACGGUCAUAAUUUUUUAUCUAUUUUUUUUAUUAAGUGCAAUAUUUUAAUUACAUUUUCCAUUAUUAGAUUAUCUCAAAAACUGCAGAUUUCUCAUCUCGCCUAACUCUUUCUUACAUUCUUAUUUUUGUUGACAAAAAUAAAUACAUAACAGAAGUAGCACAUGCUGUGGCUCUAUUAACUAUAGUAUUUAUACAAAAUUGACUACAGCUGGUUCAUAUAUAUGGGAUGUCUACUUCCGUAUCCUAAAGUAGACAUACCUUAAGUAGAGGGUGAGUCUGUGGCUCAGUCGGUAGCGCCAAGGGAUUCGGGCCAAAGACAGCGAUGUCGUUGGUUCAGAUCCUGGUACCUGCCUGUACUUUUUAUCAGUACAGCUCACCCCUUGCUUUUCUGGAUGGGUUCCAUACACAGGCUACAGUAAUAGCCAAAAUAAACAGUACUGAAAGUGAAUCAGCUGUGUUCGCUUUGUAGAUCAGCUCAGUCAAUUAUUGAUUGUUGCCACGGCUUCGUGUUCAUUACUUCUUUCUUAUUUGAGGUUAAUUUUUGCUUGCAUGGUGCUAACAACGGUAGGGAAAACUUUUAUCGUAAAGCAUUAUUUUCGCUUAUACUGAAUUGGUCGUGCGGGUGGGCCAAAUUUGCCACACACUGCAUUACGUUUUCAAAAACAAUUCCACAAAAAGUAAUUCUGUGAUUCUUAGUGUUGUUGAAAAUUUUCAAAGUGCAGGUAGUGAAUAAAUGGUAGUGAAAGAAAAUAUAACGAUUGAGAGAAUGAAACAACCCCUAUUUACGAAAUUGGUUCAAAACUUACAAAAACGGUACGACUGUGCUUCAAACUGAAUGGGGGCCAUAUUGAACAUGUUAUCAACCGAGUUUAACAGAUCCUUUGACAGUUCCUUUGACUUGAUUGUGUAGGUAAAAUGUAUAUGUAAUGUUAUUAUAUAUACAAUAAUAAAAUAUUACCAGUUCAGUGCUUGUUUAUUUUGGCUAAUACUGUACAAGAUUAAAGAGGCCGCUAACCUCUUCCAUAAGAAAAUACAUCUCAGUUACCAUCAGGACAUUGUUUUAGUAUAAGUGCUAAUAAGUCCGCAAAAAAACGAUACCGUAAAACUCAAAUGUGUUUUUGACAAUCUCAGUCAUUAUAGCCUAUUUGUUGAAUUGUCAGAGCAUUCUUGAUGGGUAUAUUAGAGCUAAAUGUUGUGUAUUAAACGUUGAGUUUUAAUAAAUCAAGGACAAGUCCUCACACGUUUUGCUAGUUCAGGCAAGACAUGAUUUUGCAUAAAAGUUCAAUUUUGAUUAUUAAUUGUUGUAAACUUGUUAUUGCAUUCUCAACACGUUGUUUGUGCACUUAUUUUAACUACGGUCGCUUACACGUUAAAUUAGGAUAGAUUUAUGAAUUAUUAUACAAAAAUACACUAAUUUUUAUCUUCAGUAUGCAUUGACUUAUGUAUACUGUAGUCAAUAUGUGAAAAUAUGUUAGACUAGAACGUACUACGUUUAUAUUACGUUUAGAUAAGUUCUAAUUAGACACGAGGCUCAUCGAAAAAGUGCCUUAUAUUAUUGUUAGUAUGAAUGUAGAAAAGUACGCUCAAUGUAUAAGUACAAUUUUAAAAACUAAUCACAUUUGUGUUUAGAAUAAUGUAUACUUUGUUACACCAGCACUUCUUUGGUUUUUUUUUACAGAAAUUCAGAAAUAGUGAUUUAACUCGUACGAAAAUAUGAACAAGUAUAAUAGGUUGGUAUGAUAGUUUACUUGUUCGGUUAUGUUGUUGAUGGUAGUUCGGUUACUUGUUUUCUUACUGUCAAUGAGUAUAAUUAAGCAAAUUGAAGUAAAUUAUGAAUUUGUAUUAGGAAGCUGUUUGUGACUGUAUUAAUGUGAGUUAGGUUAGGGGAAAUGAUGUAUAAAAAUAUAUUUAUAGCUGGAGAUAUUUUAAAUAUAAUAAGUAUAUGCAUAGUAUUUUAUGAAAUUAUAUUCCGUAACCUUUGAAUGAUAAAUUCCUAAGUCAAUAUAUUAUUUUGGGAACAAGCUGAUCUAGUGGUAGAACACGAGGUACAAGGUUCAAAUCCCGCCGAUCACAGAUGGAUUUUAUCCAUGUGAUAAUGCCGCAACCCUCUAGAACUACUGUAGCCUGAAAUAAUGUGUAAAGCAGUGCCAGGCUAGAACCUAGCGUCCUGGGAUGUGAAGGUGGGACAUAUAUAAAUAUAUAUAUACAGGAUGUCCUGUAAGUAAACAGCCAGUCUCCGGAAAUGGAUAUCUAUGGGUCAAGAGAAAAUAGAAAAUGAAGUAUAACAUUAACACAUAUUCCAAAAUUGCUUCGUUAACCAGAUAUCCUCCAUUUUGUAUUUUUUACAUAAACAUGUUUAUCUUUGGAUUGUCUGAACUGAUCUUUAUGAAACUUAGUAUUUAUAGAGUAAGGUAUAAGGUAGCUAUGUUAGAAAAGACAUUAACUUGGUCAAAUUCAAAAAUUUGAAAAUGGUGGGUAAUUUUUUUUAAGUUUGAUAAUUACUGAAUAAUGGCUGAUUUCAUUUAACCAUUUAAAAUUCCUUAUAAAACACACCAAGCUAAAAAAUGCCUCAAACGAAAUAGCUUAAGUAUCACGAUUUUUAGUUCUAAUAUUAGUUAUAAUACGAGAAAUCUAGUCAGAUAGCACCUAAUAUUGAUUUAAAAUUUUUUAAUUAAAAUAUUAUUUAGAUUAUAAAAUCUGUAAAUAAAUGCCAGAGAGUGAAUUCUGAGAUAAAUGUAUACUAUUCGUUAUGGUAGUUCGUGAAUACGGAUGUUCAAUUCAAUUUAAAAAUCUUGAUCAAUGUUUUGCAUGAUAAUUUAUUUUUAUUUACAUAGGCCUAAUGUUAUAUC
Messenger RNA from Macrosteles quadrilineatus (aster leafhopper), 4497 nucleotides. It is a transcript of the gene Orco, whose product is annotated as odorant receptor coreceptor. Lineage: Eukaryota; Metazoa; Arthropoda; Insecta; Hemiptera; Cicadellidae. Gene Ontology annotation, cellular component: plasma membrane. The record is from RefSeq and is a predicted model, not a curated record. Bases 1 to 1425 code for a protein of 474 amino acids. Gene Ontology annotation, molecular function: odorant binding; olfactory receptor activity. Gene Ontology annotation, biological process: sensory perception of smell; detection of chemical stimulus involved in sensory perception of smell. The transcript has 8 exons.